AUGGAGAAACAAAAGAAGAGAAAGGCUGGUGACAAUGUUAUUAAUGUUAGGGGCAAAAAUAUUGCUAAAGCCAAACGUAAUGUGGAUGAGGAUGAUGAUGAAGAGGUAUCUAAAUUUUUGGUUACCAAGCACCCUGCUGUGGCACCAUCUAUGUGUAGAUACACGAAUGUUAAUGUAAUGCAAGAUAUUAGAGGCAAACUAACAGAUCCACAGAUGGAUAUGCUUAUGGUUGAGUAUUUUGGUAGAAAUCAGGAGAACCAAUUGCCAGUUAAAAGACACGAGCUUAUUGAGUGUUUCAACAAGACUGUCUGGGAUGAUAAAGGGGAUGACGCAGUCAAGAUGGCAAUAUUAUUUGAGGAAGUUGUGCCAACACCCCAUGAGUUGGAAACUCUUAAAUUGCCUCCUGUUGCACAUGAUAUACCAGACGUCAAACAUGGAGUUGAUGGUGUACAUGGUACUGAUUUGGUAGACGAUGAUUACGAUGAUUUUAGUACCACACCACCGCAUCGGUCCAGUGGCAAACAACAACAAAGGAGUGCCAAUUCUGAUUCCCCGCGAGGCAAGAAACGGACGCAGUUUCCAGUUUCUGUUCCUCCUUCCAGGAAACAACCAUCACAGAAGGAAUCUGGGAUAAAAGGGACAAGGAAACCAGAUGCACCUACAGCACCCCGAACAGAUGAGUUUAAACUGAUAAGGGAAGAGAUUCGGAUUUUCAAGAAAGAAGUGUUUGACUACAUGGAUAACAACUUCAAAAAGUUGUUAGAUGCAAUAAAGGGCAAUCAAACACCAGAUAAGGUCGGCGACACAAUGUUAAAAGCUGACUUACAUAGUGAUGGUGGGAUUUCUCAAGGCAAUCAAAGUGGCGGUGCAGUAAAGCUUUCAACCAAAGAGAAUCAAGGUGGUGGUGCCACUUCCGCGCAGAGGAGUCAUCCAGUGGUUGAGGGAGUUGGGUUGCCAAUUAAUGAUCCGGUUUCUGUUGUUGAUGUGGAUAAAGAAACCGGAGUUAAAAGUGAUGCACAAACAGAUGGAGUGCCCAUAACACCAAUCCAUUUAAAUUUUGAUGAAUCUCAGCAAAUCGGCGAUAUGGAGAAUGCUAAUGCUGAAUUUACUGCAUCAGAGGAAAUGGUAGCGGACUUGCUAAUCAACUGCCCUUUAGCAUGUGUUAUUCCUCUCGGUCCUCCUCCAGUACCACGCGAUGAUCAAACCGAUUUGUCAAGUUUAAGGACUCCUCAGAAUGUGGACAAUAACCCGGUAACCAUCUCUCAGUGGAUGAUUCCUGAUUCUCAGAUACCAAUCCAACUUGGAGUACAACCAACAACCGGACAAAGUUCAACUAAUGAAACUGAACAGCAAGUUGGAGUACAACCGAUAGUUGGCCACAGUUCAAGCGAUGAAACUGGACAACAAGUUCCCGUACAACCAAAUGCGGGCCAAAGCUCAAGUGGUGAGACUGCACAGUUUUCAAACUCUGAAAAACAGAUCAUUGUCCAUCCAGGUGCUGCCCGAGAAAGGAAACCAAGCAAAUAUAACCUGUCCCCUUAUUGUCCCAAUUUCAGCUCAGCGGGUUCUUCUGCCAAAAAUAUCGGUCCUUGCAUUUAUCAGAAAAAACACCUAUUUGUUGACCACCCUAUAAAUGCCCCGUUAGAUACUUCGUUUCUUCAAGAAUAUCAAAAGUGGCUUGAGAAGGAUCUGUUGAAAUCGCAUGACAAAAGAAAGAACAAGGAAGGACUCGAUCCUGCGGAUGCCGAACUUCGGUUGCAUUUAGGCGUUACAGCCGUAGCUGACAGAAACUGGUUCUACUUGUUAUCUAUGGAUGGGCAACUUUGGACUGAUGAGGUUGAUGGAGUAAGUUUAGGUACUUAUUGUCACAACUUGUAUUUUUAG
Lycium barbarum (goji berry) is the source of this 1884-nucleotide messenger RNA. RefSeq lists its product as uncharacterized. Lineage: Eukaryota; Viridiplantae; Streptophyta; Magnoliopsida; Solanales; Solanaceae. The record is from RefSeq and is a predicted model, not a curated record. The coding region runs from base 1 to 1884 and encodes 627 amino acids. The transcript has 10 exons.